Messenger RNA from Apaloderma vittatum (bar-tailed trogon), 1261 nucleotides. It is a transcript of the gene PSMD11, whose product is annotated as proteasome (prosome, macropain) 26S subunit, non-ATPase, 11. The transcript is spliced from 13 exons. The record is from RefSeq and is a predicted model, not a curated record. Gene Ontology annotation, molecular function: protein binding; structural molecule activity. Lineage: Eukaryota; Metazoa; Chordata; Aves; Trogoniformes; Trogonidae. Gene Ontology annotation, biological process: ubiquitin-dependent protein catabolic process. Gene Ontology annotation, cellular component: proteasome regulatory particle, lid subcomplex. The annotation marks the transcript as partial.
GGGCAAGAAAAGGGGAUAUCGCAGCUCGGAGAUCUGCUCGUCCUGGGGUAAAGGCGCUGUCGGGGUCACCCGCAUCUCCCUCGGCUGCGCCCACAUCUCCCUCGGCUGCAACCGCUCGCGGAGACACUGGCACCUGAGACUAGUUUUAGAGCUCUAAACUAGCGAGGAGACUGGUAGAAGCAGCCUGCUGGGAGGGCUCCUGAAGUACGUCCGACCCUUCCUGAACUCCAUCAGCAAAGCAAAGGCAGCCCGCUUAGUCCGAUCUCUGCUCGAUCUCUUCCUUGAUAUGGAGGCAGCGACAGGACAGGAGGUUGACCUGUGUUUAGAGUGUAUCGAAUGGGCCAAAUCUGAGAAGAGGACUUUCCUACGCCAGGCUCUGGAGGCGAGGCUGGUCUCCUUGUACUUCGAUACCAAGAGGUACCAAGAAGCGCUGCAGCUCGGCUCCCAGCUUCUUCGGGAAUUGAAAAAGAUGGACGACAAGGCGUUGCUGGUGGAAGUACAACUGUUAGAAAGUAAGACUUACCAUGCCCUGAGCAACCUGCCAAAAGCGAGAGCAGCCUUAACCUCUGCACGGACUACGGCCAACGCGAUCUACUGCCCGCCGAAGCUGCAAGCGGCGUUAGACAUGCAGUCAGGUAUUAUCCACGCAGCAGAAGAGAAGGACUGGAAAACGGCUUAUUCAUAUUUUUACGAGGCGUUUGAGGGAUACGAUUCCAUCGACAACCCAAAAGCCAUCACUGCGCUGAAAUACAUGUUGCUGUGCAAAAUCAUGCUGAACAUCCCCGAAGACGUGCAGGCGUUAGUGAGCGGAAAGCUUGCUCUGCGGUAUGCGGGAAGACAGACAGAAGCACUAAAAUGUGUGGCACAGGCCAGUAAGAACCGAUCGCUGGCAGAUUUUGAAAAGGCUCUGACAGACUAUAAGGUGGAGCUCAGGGACGACCCCAUCAUAAACACUCACUUGGCUAAGCUCUACGAUAAUUUAUUGGAACAGAACCUGAUCAGAGUCAUUGAACCCUUCUCCAGAGUACAGAUUGAACACAUAUCCAGCCUCAUCAAGCUCUCAAAGGCUGAGGUAGAAAGGAAACUGUCACAGAUGAUCUUGGACAAGAAAUUUCAUGGGAUCCUCGACCAAGGCGAGGGAGUGCUCAUCAUCUUCGACGAACCCCCCGUAGACAAAACUUACGAAGCCGCCCUCGAGACGAUUCAGAACAUGAGCAAAGUAGUGGAUUCGCUCUACAACAAAGCCAAGAAGCUAACAUAG